Gopherus evgoodei (Goodes thornscrub tortoise) is the source of this 2778-nucleotide messenger RNA. It is a transcript of the gene DNAJB6, whose product is annotated as DnaJ heat shock protein family (Hsp40) member B6. Gene Ontology annotation, cellular component: endoplasmic reticulum membrane; cytosol. Gene Ontology annotation, biological process: positive regulation of proteasomal ubiquitin-dependent protein catabolic process; protein refolding. Gene Ontology annotation, molecular function: ATPase activator activity; Hsp70 protein binding. The transcript has 10 exons. Lineage: Eukaryota; Metazoa; Chordata; Testudines; Testudinidae. The record is from RefSeq and is a predicted model, not a curated record. The coding region runs from base 245 to 1219 and encodes 324 amino acids.
GGGGAGGAUGCGGCGCUAGGCUCCCAGCUCUGGGGCUCGGUUACUCUGACCGGCCGCUGGGUGCCCUGGAGAGGCGCCGCCGCUCUGAGCAAGGGAAAGGCCCGUGCUGGUUCCUCGCAUCGAGGCGAACUCAGGUUGCGCCAGAUCUCCGAGGGAUCGAAGGCUGCUCGCGCGUGGGGCGGCGAGAGAGCUCGGAGCACCCCGGGGCGCUCGCAGGACUUGCUGUUAAGACAACUGUUAAAACAUGGUGGAUUAUUAUGAGGUUCUAGGAGUGCAUAGGCAUGCCUCUCCAGAAGACAUUAAAAAGGCGUACCGCAAACUAGCUCUAAAGUGGCACCCUGAUAAAAAUCCAGAUAAUAAAGAAGAAGCUGAGAUGCGAUUCAAACAAGUAGCUGAAGCAUAUGAGGUUUUGUCAGAUGCUAAAAAACGGGACAUCUAUGACAAAUAUGGAAAAGAAGGCUUAAAUGGAGGAGGUGGAGGUGGAAGUCAUUUUGACAGCCCGUUUGAAUAUGGAUUUACAUUCCGUAACCCAGAAGAUGUCUUUAGGGAGUUUUUUGGUGGAAGGGACCCCUUUUCAUUUGACUUCUUUGAAGAUCCUUUCGAUGACUUAUUUGGAAACCGACGAGGUCAACGUGGGAACAGAAACAGAGGGGGUGGGCCAUUUUUCUCUGCAUUUAGUGGAUUUCCUGCAUUUGGGAGUGGUUUUUCUUCAUUUGAUACAGGUUUUACUCCGUUUGGUUCAUUGGGGCACGGGGGCCUUACUUCAUUCUCCUCUACAUCAUUCGGUGGCAGUGGGAUGGGUAGCUUCAAAUCAGUAUCAACAUCUACUAAAAUAGUUAAUGGCAGAAAAAUUACUACGAAGAGAAUUGUUGAGAACGGACAAGAGAGAGUGGAAGUUGAAGAAGAUGGCCAGUUAAAGUCAUUAACAGUAAAUGGUGUGGCAGAUGAGGAAGCUCUUGCUGAGGAGUGCAGCCGUAGAGGACAACAGGCCCUACCUUUCCAGUCUACCAAUAUCCGCCUCCCGAAGUCCCACAAGCCUGCCACUUUCCCCAAACAUGCCUAUCAUAACGAUGAGGUGGAAGAACAAGAUAGAGCCCGGGUUACAAGCAACUUGGAGACCCCUUUAUAUACAUCAGGACACAAAGAAGGCAGCAAGAGAAGGAGGCAGAAGCAGAGAGAGGAACAGAAGAAGAAGAAGCCAACCAAAGGAAAUUACUAAAACGGACUCCUCCGAUACUCAAUACCUUUACAAUGACACCAUAUGUUAUUACAUUUGAGCACACUUUUUUGUGUAUAUAUUUUUUGGAUUGUAUACACUGUUAGUAAGGAAGAUGAUUCAUAUUUAAAACUACACUAAAAUUGCACUAUAUUACUCGUUAGCAGCACAGAGUGGCUUUUUUGCCAGUCAGAUUGGGGACUUCAAAGUAGGCUGAUCUUGGUUAGAGGUGCAUUGUAUUUUGAAAUUUGGAAAAUCUUGCAGAAUCACUUACUACUUCCUUCCCAGCAACUAGAUCUACUGUAAUCUAGUGUUUUCCUCUAGGAUAUAAGGGGUUGUAACAAUGUCUCUUUAUGUCUACUUCUCCUGGUAUCCUCAGGCCUGUUAACAUAUCUGAGUUAAACCUUGAUCCGCUUUCCCGUUGACUUCAGUGGGAGUAGAACUAAGCCUUUAGAAACUAGCUUUAAGAAACUAUCUAGUAAUUAUGCAAACUUCAUAAUUGCAUUUUAUGUUAACUUUUUUGUAACUUAGGCAGAAAAAUUUCUGUUAUGAUUAAAUAUGCUGUCACAUGUUGCAUUGUGAGGUUACAUCUGGUGAUUUAAGAAAGCCAGUGUGAUUCUGGUCUCCUGUAAAUAUUCAUACUGAUUUAUUAUGCAUGUAGACUCCCGGUGAGUCACUGAGUGAAAUCAUUCCUUGUGUUUUUCAUCAUUUUCAAUUUCUACCAAGUCUCUCCAGACAAAUUAUCUAAAUGUUGUUGUUUUAAAUUUACACUUGGUUUCUGCUGAGUGGAUUUCAGAUCCUGAAUGUUUUUCAGGUUCCAUAUGAUUCUACCAAGUAAUUCUUUGCAGAAAUAUUUAUCUAGAAUGUCAGUCACACAUGAGGAAAGUAUAUUUACAUUAGUUAUAUUGCAGGACUAAACUUUUUUUGUUUGGAAACAUUUUCUUCACUUUUAAAAGAAAUAUGUUGAGUCUGGCAAUAUUACUUCGUUGCUUCCCAUAAUUGUUUCAUGUGCAUGACACACUGCUUCUUCUAACCUUUUAAUCGAGCACUAAGUAGAAUCUUUCUAUUGUCUUAACUACUUCCCUGCAUGUUCCUUGCCAGUAGAUUGCCUUUUCUCUUUAACCUAUGAAUAGUAAUUAUCAACCAUGUUUGUUUUGUUCUUUUGUCUCUGCUCUUUUUGCUAGUAUGUUGGUGAUGUAACUGACUUAAAACUGGCACUGUUGGAAACCCAGAUUUCCUGGAGAAAUUCACUCAUCCUUGAUAUUUACAAAAUGUAGCAAUGCACACAAUGAUGUAAGGAAGAUGCUAAACAGAAAAGUAAAAUCUGCUGCUCUAGAAUGACUGUUAAAAUAUAAGAAAUCUUGGUAAUCUACAAUAUUUGGAUGGUUUAGCAUAUAAUGCUAGCAUUAGGAAAAUGUAACCGUAUGCAGAUUGUUAGGGUACUUAAAUUAGGUUUAUCUGAAAUUUAAGAUUGAGAACAGUUUUUGUUUGUCACUUAUAAGUACCACUUAAUUGUUUUGUGCAGUGUUACUAAUAUUUAAAAAUAAAGACAAUUCUCUUUA